This is a messenger RNA of Babesia ovata, 492 nucleotides long. Its product is annotated as DNA-directed RNA polymerase II RPB9. Gene Ontology annotation, cellular component: RNA polymerase II, core complex. Gene Ontology annotation, biological process: transcription-coupled nucleotide-excision repair; DNA-templated transcription; transcription initiation at RNA polymerase II promoter. The transcript has 3 exons. The record is from RefSeq and is a predicted model, not a curated record. Gene Ontology annotation, molecular function: DNA-directed RNA polymerase activity; zinc ion binding; nucleic acid binding. Bases 1 to 492 code for a protein of 163 amino acids. NCBI's taxonomy places the organism in Eukaryota, Apicomplexa, Aconoidasida, Piroplasmida, Babesiidae.
AUGAGCGACCUCAAGUUCUGCCCCGAGUGCAACAACAUUUUGUACGCAAAACCGGACGCAGCUAAGCUUCAGCUCAUAUUCCUCUGCCGACAGUGCGACUACUCGCGCUGGGCUGACCCAUCCAGCAUAUCGGACAACUGCGUCAAUCGCACCACGUACCACUACCAGACCAAGGAUGACAUCAUUGUAUCCCCACUGGUAAUCAAGGACCCUACUCUGGGACGCACAUCGCACUGGAAGUGCGCCAGGUGCGGAUGGAACAAAGCUGCAUUCUUCCAGCUCCCCGAGCGAGUGAAUGACGAUGCCAUGAUGCUUGUCUUCGUAUGCUGCAACCAGGGAUGUGGAUACUGGGUGAAACAGUCAUACGAAGAGGAUAUGCCGGUAUUCAACACGAGUGUUACGCAGGCGGCUACGCAUGUGGAGCCGGGACCAACCAUCGAGGAGGAUGCGACUAUAGUCGACGACAUGGCGGACCUCUUCGGAGAGGAAUGA